Arachis stenosperma is the source of this 1305-nucleotide messenger RNA. RefSeq lists its product as uncharacterized. The transcript is spliced from 3 exons. NCBI's taxonomy places the organism in Eukaryota, Viridiplantae, Streptophyta, Magnoliopsida, Fabales, Fabaceae. The coding region runs from base 1 to 1305 and encodes 434 amino acids. The record is from RefSeq and is a predicted model, not a curated record. Gene Ontology annotation, molecular function: nucleic acid binding. Gene Ontology annotation, biological process: DNA integration.
AUGGUAGCCUUUGAUGAACUUAAAAAGAGACUCUCCUCUGCACCUAUCAUAGCACCACCAAGUUGGGAUCUUCCCUUUGAACUAAUGUGUGAUGUAUCUGAUUUUGCUGUUGGUGCCGUCCUAGGACAGAGGAAAGACAAGCUAGUACAUGUAAUCUACUAUGCUAGCAAGGUCCUUAAUGAGAAUCAAAGGAACUAUACUACCACAGAGAAAGAACUUUUAGCCAUAGUUUUUGCUUUUGAUAAGUUUAGAUCAUAUCUUAUUGGCUCAAAAGUAAUUGUGUUCACUGAUCAUGCAGUACUCAAGUACUUGCUUACCAAACAAGAAUCUAAGCCUAGACUGAUAAGGUGUAUAUCCCAUGAAGAAGGGCAAGAAGUGUUAUGGCAAUGCCAUGGAUCAGCAUAUGGAGGUCACUUUAGUGGAGAACGGACAGCAGCAAAGGUGCUCCAAUCCAAAUUUUACUGGCCAACAGUGUUUAAGGAUGCCAAGGAAAUGGUGUCAAGAUGGGUAGAGGUCAUAGCUACUGCAACAAAUGACAACAAGGUGGUGAUAAGCUUUUUGAGAAGGAACAUCUUCAGCAGAUUUAGAGUUCCCAGAGCUCUCAUUAGUGAUGGAGGGUCACACUUCUGCAACAAACAAUUGGAAGCACUCCUUCUCAGAUAUGGAGUAAAACACAAAGUGGCAACUUCAUACCACCCACAGACCAAGGGACAAGUCGAGAUCUCCAACAGAGAGCUGAAACGAAUACUUGAAAAAACUGUUGAAAACUCACAAAAGGACUGGUCUAGGAAGCUAGACGAUGCUCUUUGGGCCUACAGGACAGCCUUCAAAACCCCCAUUGGGAUGUCACCAUACCAACUAGUAUUUGGCAAGGCUUGCCACUUACCAGUUGAAUUAGAGCACAUAGCUUUCUGGGCUCUAAAACUACUCAAUUUUGAUGAAAAGGCUGCUGGAGAAAAGAGAUUAAUGCAACUCAAUGAACUGGAAGAGUUUAGAAACCAAGCAUAUGAGAAUGCAAAAAUCUACAAAGAGAACACAAAAAGGUGGCAUGACCAAAAGAUAGCAAGAAGAGAGUUCACUGAAGGACAAAAGGUGUUACUCUACAACUCAAGACUCAAGUUCUUCCCUGGAAAACUUAAGUCUCAAUGGUCAGGACCUUUCACCAUACUCAAGGUGUUUCUCUAUGGUCAUGUGGAUCUCAUGGAAGACAAGACUCAGAGAACUUUCUCGGUCAAUGGCCAUAGACUCAAACACUACUUGGGAGGCUCAUUGGAGGAGCAGAGAGUGAGCUACAAGCUCAGCUAA